UGUCGAACGUUUCCAGAUGUACAGUUACAAAGGAUAAAGCAAAGGGAUGGACAAGAGAGACAGAGAGAACAGAGCUCGCUUCCAUGUCUACGUAACCUUCUGCAAAUGUGACUCCGCCGGGUGUUAAAGCGGCGACGGCAGCCUCAUCAGGCGAAGAAGCAUUUGCGUGGCUGAUGAGAUCUUUAAAGCGCGAUCUCAGCUUACGUUACUGCCGUCCCCAAACACUGCCACAGGAUGUUGGCCCCCUCCUCUCUUUUCUUGCUUCCGUAUAUAAAUCCGGCCUUCCCCAGCCCCUUCCUCCUCCUAUCCACCUUGCUUCCCUGUGAUCCUCGUCGGUCCUCCCCCGCCUCCCUCUCAUACGGCCUUCCCCACGUUAGCAUCUAGACGCUUUCUCGGGACGCAUGGCGCACACCCUGCUGCUACCGCUCUUCGUCAUGUGCGGGCUGACGUCCACCGUCGGGACCACGGUGGAGCCCGCCGAGAUGCUUCUCCAGCCCGCCGGGGAGGGCCAGCUUAGCUUGGACCCCUCGGAGGUCGCCGCGGCGGCUGUCGACUUCGGAGGUGCCGCCAGGGCCGAGCCGCUGGCCGUCAUGCGCCCGGGUUGCGCGGGCGACGUCGCGCGCCUCGUCCGCGCGGCCUACCGCUCGGCCCGCUGGUUCCCGGUCUCCGCCAGGGGUCACGGCCACUCGACCAACGGCCAGGCGCUCUCGCCGGGCGGCGUCGUGGUCCAGAUGAGCCGCGGCCGGAUCGCGCCCCGCCCGGUGCCGGCGUACUCGCCGUCCACGGGCGAGUACUACGUCGACGUCUGGGGGGGUGAUCUCUGGGUCGAUGUGUUGAACUGGACGCUGGCCAACGGCGGCCUCGCGCCCAAGUCGUGGACCGACUACCUCUACUUGUCGGUCGGCGGCACGCUCUCCAAUGCCGGCAUAAGCGGGCAAGCCUUUCACCAUGGGCCUCAGAUCAGCAAUGUCUACGAGCUCGAUGUGGUCACAGGCAAGGGCGAGCUGAUAACAUGCUCAGAAGAGCAGAACUCAGAGCUGUUCCAUGGAGUUCUCGGUGGUCUGGGACAGUUUGGGAUCAUCACCAGAGCCCGGAUUGCACUGGAGACAGCUCCCCACAGGGUGAGAUGGAUCCGAGUGCUGUACUCCGAUUUCGCGGCCUUCACCAGAGACCAGGAGCUCCUCGUCUCGCUCCACGGCGCCCACCGGAGCGAGAGGUUCGACUACGUCGAAGGCUUCGUCAUCGUUGACGAAGGCCUCAUCAACAACUGGAGGUCGUCCUUCUUCUCCCCCAAGAACCCUGUCAAGAUAAGCUCUGUUCACGCCAACGCCGGCCUUCUCUACUGCUUGGAGAUGACCAAGAACUACGACUCCUCCGCCGCCGACUCCAUCGACGAGGUGGUGGAAGCGCUGCUGGGGCAGCUGGGCUACAUACCGGCGUCGGUCUUCACCACCGACCUCCCCUACGUCGACUUCCUCGACCGCGUCCACAAGGCGGAGAUGAGGCUCCGUGCCAAGGGGCUGUGGGCGGUGCCGCACCCGUGGCUCAACCUCUUCGUGCCGGCGUCACGGAUCGCCGACUUCAACCGCGGCGUCUUCCGCGGCAUCCUCGGCAACAAGAGCAGCGGACCCAUCCUCAUCUACCCCAUGAACAAGCACAAGUGGGAUGAUCGGAGCUCGGUGGUGACGCCGCACGAGGACACGUUCUACUUGGUCGCCUUCCUACGGUCGGCUCUUCCGGACUCCGGUGAUCCGACUCAAAGUUUGGAGUACCUCAGCCGUCAAAACAAGAAGAUCUUAGAAUUCUGCGACGAUGCCGGGAUUGAGAUCAAGCAAUACCUCCCCGACCACCGAUCCCGAGCCAAGUGGGCCCGACAUUUUGGGCCGAAAUGGGGCCGAUUCCUUCGCCGAAAGGAUCGAUUCGACCCAAAGUGCAUGUUGGCCACAGGCCAAGGGAUCCUUCCACCCUCCUCCUCCGGUUUCCCCUGGUGAGGAACUCCAUGACUCACCACAGAGCAUCAACAGAACAAAAGGUGAUGAUAGGAAAAGAUAGUUCUUAGGAGUGUCCUAGAAAUCCUAAAGUUACACAUCCUUUUGUAUCGUCAAUAUGGGUAAGGACAUAACAAGAGCAUAACCAUUAAAUA
Musa acuminata subsp. malaccensis (wild Malaysian banana) is the source of this 2143-nucleotide messenger RNA. The record is from RefSeq and is a predicted model, not a curated record. Lineage: Eukaryota; Viridiplantae; Streptophyta; Magnoliopsida; Zingiberales; Musaceae.